Molecule: messenger RNA, 1346 nt
Organism: Psylliodes chrysocephalus
Lineage: Eukaryota; Metazoa; Arthropoda; Insecta; Coleoptera; Chrysomelidae
Source: the annotation of a GenBank genome assembly
CAAUGUCAACACUGUCAACAGUUGUCUGUCAAAAUCAAAACAAAUGUUGAAGAAUAUUAGGAGAGUGAAGAGUGAAUAGUUUAUGACUUCAGCUUUUGCAAGUACUUAUCGUUUUCGAAAAAUGUUUCUGUACUUAUCAUAAGCUUAAAGUACAUGCACAAUAAAUGUAUAAUUUCUUCAUGCAACCCGAUGUUGCAAACUGUUAAUUGUCAAAUUUGAUUACCCAAAUAACAUCAGUACAAUGCCACAGCAGUUCAUCAAGGUAAAAGAAAAUCCGGGAACGAUACCUAAAGCAGAGUUUAAUAAUCCGGUAAAAACUCAAGACUGGGAUUCAAAUUCAAAUUUAUCAAAUUCUAUUGGAGAUAUUUGUCGAAUAUGUCAUUGUGAAGCAGAUGCAGAUAAUCCCUUGCUGUCUCCAUGUUAUUGUUCUGGAAGCUUAAAGUAUGUUCAUCAGACUUGCUUAAGGCAGUGGUUAGCAGCUUCAGAUACGAGAUCCUGUGAACUUUGUAAAUUUAACUUUAUCCUGCACACAAAGAUUAAACCAUUUUCAGAGUGGCGGAUCUUGGAAAUGACAAGCGUCGAAAGACGAAGACUUCUAUGUGCCAUUCUCUUCCACUUCGUAGCGGCGGUGUGUGUUAUUUGGUCGUUAUUUGUUUUAAUUGAUAGAGCUGCCGAAGAAGUAAGGAAAGGACUGAUCGCUUGGCCGUUCUGGACUAAACUGGUGGUAGUAUCCGUCGGGUCGACCGGAGGUGUUGUAUUUAUGUAUAUACAAUGUAGACAGUACUUACAUCUGUUUUCUAGAUGGAAGGCGCACAAUCGUAUAAUCCUCGUACAAAAUGCUCCCGAAAAGCUAGCAGCGCCACCGUCGUCACCUUACUUUCAGCGAGAUAUUAAGCUUCAUGUUCCCGCCCAGGUGGUAACCGUAGCAGAGUAUAAUCAACCAUCUUCAAUAACGAACUCGAAUUCACAAAACGAAAUGCAAAUGUGUUACGUUUUUGAAAAUGAAUGCAAGGUAAAAUGCUGCAGGAGCAGUGCAUCAUCGAUUCAAAAAGCCGAUGUCCAUGUCGAAGAUCUGUGCGAAACACCAAAAAAUGAGAAAAGCUCAAAUAACUCACCUGACUUAUCUAGGAGUAAUAUAUUAGCUUUAGAUAUUGAGUGCCCUUCUAGUAGCAAAAAGAAAUAUUCUUUACAAAAUUCUUUAAAGACUGAAAUAGUGAAAAAUAAUAGGAGCUGUGUUUUCAAAUCUUUGCCUAAUUUAAGUACCAGUAGCGAAAAUUUACUGUUGUAAAUAACAUAUAUUUUUAAAAUGUAAAUUGGUUAUACAAUAAAUUAUUUAUUAUUUCUCA